This is a messenger RNA of Astyanax mexicanus (Mexican tetra), 1888 nucleotides long. It is a transcript of the gene abhd6b, whose product is annotated as abhydrolase domain containing 6, acylglycerol lipase b. The coding region runs from base 346 to 1365 and encodes 339 amino acids. Lineage: Eukaryota; Metazoa; Chordata; Actinopteri; Characiformes; Acestrorhamphidae. The transcript is spliced from 9 exons. The record is from RefSeq and is a predicted model, not a curated record.
UAGAUGCAGAGCAGCAGAGAGAAGCAUGUUGAGGCCUAACUACAUUUCCAUCUAAACUGAUCAAUAAACACGUUACUGUGAGAGCGACACCAAAGUCCUCUGCACUCGUCUGUCUCCUGUUGGCUCGUUUCAUUGUUUGACAUCACGGUAAGCAUCCAGAACACAUGGAGCAACAUAGAGCCUUAAAAUGUUAUGAGGUGACAAAAUUAUGAAGUUUGAAUGGAAGCAAUUCUUCAAGUAAUGUGGAGCUGCUGCUGAAAAACAACACGGACUGCACUGAAUCACAUCCGUCUGAGAAUUAUACACUCAAGGCUCUCACUGACUGCAGCCAGAUCUACAGCUGCUAUGGAUCUGGAUGUGCUGAACUUAUUUGCCAUUGCUAUGGGGACCCUGGCUGUUCCCAUUCUGCUCUUCAUGGCAUCUUUUAUGCUGUGGCCUUCAUCUCUCAUCAAAGUGUAUUACUGGUACUGGAGGCGAACCCUGGGCCUGCAGGUGUGCUAUGCGGAAUGUGGAGGAUAUCGUUUCUGUUACUCUUACAGAGGAAAGCCAGGCUUCAGGCCCUCAAUUCUCAUGCUUCAUGACUUCUCCGCACACAAAGACACAUGGCUCUCUAUGGUUAAGUACCUUCCCAAACAUCUGCACCUCCUGUGUGUGGAUAUGCCAGGACAUGAGGGCACAACACGCACCAACGUAGAAGACUACUCUAUCCAGGGCCAGGUUAAGAGAAUAAGACAGUUUGUAGAGACUGUUCAUCUCAACAGGAAGCCAUUCCACUUGGUGGGCAUGUCAAUGGGUGGAAACGUUGCAGGAGUGUAUGCAGCCUGCUACCCCUCAGACCUCUGCAGUAUGACGCUCAUCUGUCCAGCUGGUCUAAGGUACCCUUGCAAGACCAAGUUUGAUGACCAAAUGCAUGAGCUGGAGAUCAGUGAAUACACGCUGAGCAUUCCUUUAAUCCCAUCAACCCCAGAGGAAAUGGAGGACAUGCUAAAGCUCUGCUCACAUGUACGCUUUAGAGUCCCUCAACAGAUUCUUCAGGGACUGGUGGAUGUACGAAUUCCACACAAUGACUUUUAUCAUGAAGUAUUCAUGGAGAUUAUGGGGGAGAACUCUAAAUAUGCCUUGCAUGAACAUCUGCACCUGAUCACCACUCCUUUACAAGUCAUCUGGGGAAAGCAGGACCAGGUAGUGGACGUUUCUGGGGCAGGUGUGCUGGCUGAGGCUGUGCCAGGCUGCCGUGUGGACCUGCUGGAGAACUGCGGUCAUUCUGUAGUGAUGGAGCGGCCAAAGCGCACAGCCAAGCUCGUCUUAGACUUUAUCAUCUCUCAUCAGAGUGCAGCGAGUGCCAACAGCAAAAAGAAAUUCUGAAUAAAAAUCGGAAUAUUUGCUAAAUGCUGUACGAACUACAGGAUGAGUCAAAACAAAUCCUCUUUUAUAUCACAAAUGAAAUAUAGAAGCCAUGUUCCAGACAUAACCUGAAAGAUUGCCCCCCUUCCCCCUUACUGGCUGGGGUAUUUAGAUAUGUAAUUUUCCCUUUUGUUUCAUUUACCUUUUGUUUCUGAAAUAAAAGAUAAAAGGGUGUCCUGUGGCCUUUGACUCACAGACUUUAUUAGUAUGGAUGUGUUCUAGGCUAGACGGACAGAAUUUAGAAAUUUAUGAAUAAUGAAUAAAUCGAAAUAUUUGACAAACUAAAGAUGUGCAUGUGCCUCAAUUGCUUAGGGUACACCAAUGCCAGAAAAAUGUGUAAUCUUGACAUACCUCAGCAGUUACACUGUGUAGCCAAAAGUACAAGGACACUUAAAUCACAUAUAAAUGGGCUUAUUGGACUAUGUUUAUUAAUAUAUAAGUGAACAGCUAUUUGUGUUUAUUAAAGAUUCCACUUUUACAAACA